AUGGCUUUUUUACACCCUCAUAGUUGUGAAUGUGUAAAAUCAGAACUAGAUUUAUUUGCAUUACCAACUACCCAAACCAGCGUCGAAAAUGGGCAAUGGAUACAUUACAACACACUCAACAGCAUCAGUGACGAUGGACUUUUGGAAUUUGUGAUAAACACUGCUGAUGAGUAUAUUGAUCUAUCACAUACAUUGCUCACUUUAAAUGUGAAGCUUGUUAAAGAAGAUGGCGCAAAUUUUAUUGCUACUGAUAAAAUUGUGCCCGUUAACAAUAUUUUACACUCGUUAUUUAGUCAGGUGGAUGUUUAUUUAAACCAAAAAUUAAUUUCACCCCCAAACAAUACAUACGCCUAUAAGUCCUACAUUGAAACGUUGCUAAAUUACGGCCCUGCUGCUAAAAAUUCUCACUUAACAUGCGGCCUGUGGUACCCAGAUACAGCCGGUUCUAUGGAUAGCGUAGAAGAUGCUAAUGCUGGGAGCAAGAAUCGCAGCGUGUUUACUAAAGAAAGCAAAGAAGUCGAUCUAAUCGGACAUCUCAAUUGCGAUCUGUUUAAUCAAAAUAAAUUUUUAAUCAACGGAGUAGAAUUGCGAAUAAAACUGGUUCGUUCAAGAAAUAAUUUCGCAUUAAUGUCUGCAGGUACCAAGGGAAAAAUACAAAUUAAUAACGCAACACUGCUCGUCAGACGUGUGAAAAUAAAUCCGACCGUGAUGCUUGCACAUGCAAAAGCUUUAGAACUGACCACAGCCAAGUAUCCAAUCACAAGAACGGAAAUAAAAAUUUUGACGUUACCACAAGGUGUACUCUCAAAAUCGUUAGAUAAUAUUUUCUUGGGACAGUUACCAAAACGGGUCGCUAUAUGUUUUGUAUCAAACAGAGCUUUUAAUGGAGAUUUUACAUUAAACCCAUUCAACUUUCAACAUUUUGGUUUAAAUUUCAUGGUUCUUUAUGUUGACGGUCAGCAAGUGCCGUGCAAACCGUUUCAACCUGCCUUCGCGGGUACUAGCAAAAAUUAUAUCGCAAUGUACCAUACUUUGUUUUCCGGAACUGGGAUACAUUUUCUCAAUGAAGGGAACGAUAUAGGCCGCGAGGCAUACCCGGACGGGUACUGUAUAGCCGUUUUUGAUUUGACGCCGGAUCUUUCAGCUGGUUCGUUAAGUCACUGGAAUCUUGUAAAAAACGGAAGUGUUAGAUUGGAAGUGUCGUUUAAUGAAGGUUUAACGGAAACGACAAACUGUUUAGUGUACGGUGAAUUUGACAGCGUCAUCGAAAUUGAUAAAAAGCGGAACGUGGUUGUAGAUUAUAGCAGUUAA
Messenger RNA from Zophobas morio, 1311 nucleotides. RefSeq lists its product as uncharacterized. Lineage: Eukaryota; Metazoa; Arthropoda; Insecta; Coleoptera; Tenebrionidae. Gene Ontology annotation, molecular function: ribonucleoside-diphosphate reductase activity, thioredoxin disulfide as acceptor. The transcript has a single exon. Gene Ontology annotation, cellular component: cytosol. Gene Ontology annotation, biological process: deoxyribonucleotide biosynthetic process. The record is from RefSeq and is a predicted model, not a curated record. Bases 1 to 1311 code for a protein of 436 amino acids.